This is a messenger RNA of Eruca vesicaria subsp. sativa (arugula), 3216 nucleotides long. The record is from the annotation of a GenBank genome assembly. NCBI's taxonomy places the organism in Eukaryota, Viridiplantae, Streptophyta, Magnoliopsida, Brassicales, Brassicaceae.
CAAAAGUGUUUCAUUCAAGUUAUCAAAGCUUUCAUCUCAGAUAAUCUGCGUACGGAAAAUUCGUCAAUCUUCCCGGUUUCUCCAAAUCUGCAAGAGAGACACACAAAAAUGGUCGAGCGUGGUAAUAAUAAACGAACUCAUAACCGUAACACCAGAGACGACAACAACAAUAGGAACCAAAAGAGAAGACUUUCACUCCAAACCGAAGAAAAACUCAACAGCAAAGACGAUCUCGUCGUCUACAGAAUCCUCUGCCCUAGUGGGGUCAUCGGAAGCGUGAUAGGCAAGAGUGGCAAAGUCAUCAACAUGAUCAGACAAGAGACCAGAGCCAGAAUCAAAGUCGUUGACCCUUUUCCAGGCUGUACCGAAAGAGUCUUAACGAUCUAUUGCACGGUCGUUGACAAGAAAGACAUUGCUGAGAUAGAGAACAGUGACCAGAUCACCCCUUUGUGUUCUGCUCAAGACGCUCUGCUUAAACUCUAUGAAGCUAUUGUUGCUUCUUUAGCUGCUGCUUCUGAGAACACUAAGAUAGGGAGAGAUGAUAUUAGAGAGUGUCGGCUUUUGGUUCCGAGUAGUCAGUGUUCUAAUGUGAUUGGUAAAGCUGGUUCUACGGUUAAGAAGGUUAGGAGUAGAACUGGUGCUAAUGUUAAGAUUGUGUCGAAAGAUGUAUCUGAUCCUUCGCAUGCUUGUGCUAUGGAUUUUGACAACAUUGUUUCGAUAUCUGGAGAGGCUGAGUCUGUAAAGAAAGCACUGUUUGCUGUUUCUGCAAUCAUGUACAAGUUCAGUCCUAAAGAACAGAUUCCUCUGGAUGCAACUGUUCAAGAAGCUCCCGCUAGUAUUAUAAUCCCUUCAGAUCUUUCUAUCUAUCCACAAACCGGUUUAUACCCGAAUCAGGAUCCUAUCUUCCAGCAUGGAGCCAAUGUUCCAUCCUUUAUAGGGACAUUACCACAGGGCUAUGGAGAAACCGCAACGCCGGUUUUCUCUUCUUCUGCUCUUCAUCAUGGUACUUUUGGUGGUUCUUCGAGGCAAGAAGAGUUGGUUGUGAAAGUUCUCUGCUCUUCUUCUAACAUCGGUCGUGUAAUUGGGAAAGGAGGUUCGACUAUUAAGGGGAUAAGACAAGCAAGCGGGUCUCAUAUUGAGAUUAAUGACUCAAGGGCAAGAGUGAAUCAUGAUGAAGAUUGUGUUAUCAUUGUCACUUCUAAAGAGUCUCCUGAUGAUUUGAAGUCUAUGGCUGUUGAAGCUGUGCUUUUGCUUCAGGAGAAGAUUAACGAUGAUGACGAGGAGAAGCCUAAGAUGCAGCUCCUUGUGCCUUCUAAGGUGAUUGGAUGUAUUAUAGGGAAGAGUGGCUCGAUUAUAAGCGAGAUAAGGAAGAAGACUAACGCUAAUAUUCAUAUCUCGAAAGAGAAUAAUAAGUGUGCUGAUCCAAAUGAUGAGCUCGUUGAGAUCUCUGGUGAAGCAAGCAAUGUGAGGGAUGCUCUUAUUCAGAUUGUUUUGAGGCUUCGAGAUGAUGUUCUAAGAGAUAGAGAGACGACUGGUUCAAGGAACCAACCUCCUCCAGCAAGAUCUGAGAAGAGUAGUUUCUUCUCUUCCGGGAGAAGUAAUGCUGCUGCUCUUGCACUAACUCCAUCUUUCAUGUCUUCUGUUCCGCAAGUUGCUUCUGUAGAUUUUGAUAGGAGACCACCAGAGUCAAGCAUACUUUCUUCGAGUGGUGGACUCUAUGGUUAUGGAAGUUUCCCGGUGGGGAAUAACAGUUAUGGAUCCAACUCUUCAUACUCUUCCACUAGAUAUGGAGGGUUGUCUCAGUCUACUACAAUGGAGAUUCGAAUCCCUUCAAAUGCAGUGAGUAAAGUAAUGGGCAAAGGAGGAGGCAACUUGGACAACAUACGAAGGAUAUCAGGAGCAAUGAUAGAAAUUUCUGAUUCAAAAACUUCUCAUGGUGAUCGCAUUGCUCUCAUUUCCGGAACAUCUGAACAGAAGCGUACUGCAGAGAACUUGUUCCAAGCUUUUAUCAUGUCCACUUGAAUAGUUUCCCUCUGCCCCUCCCCCAAAAUAAGGUGUCUUCCUGUCUUUCUAGCUCUCACUCCUUCCAUCAGGCUCAUUUGGAUGGAUAUGUAUUCUGUCACCAAAAACUUCCGAUCCAUCUGGUAGCUAUUUGGUUUCUCAUGCUAUAGACAUUUUAUAGUCUUUUCAGGACCAUUCUUUCUCCCUUCCCUUGCGAGCUGUUUGCUCAAUAAAUGAUUAUUAUUAUCUCUGUGCAAUAAAAAGACAAAUCGUUGUUAGUUCAAUCAAGCUUUGCUUAUUCUCUCUGCUUUGUGCUUUAGUCCAAAGCAGUCCUAUCAGUUAUGUGUUAGUUUUUCUGUCUCUACAAAUCCCAUGUCUCUCAGCUUCUUCAUAUGUGAUGCCAAGUCACAUCUCAUCAAAUCAUGUUCUUCUCCAGAAAUUUCUGCAGUGAACAGCCAUAGCUUAUAUGCCUAGUGAACAUCAAUAACAAUAGCUUUUUAGGUAUUUUCUCCUUAAAUGACCGGGAUAUUGCAGUCUGAUAGUUUGGAAUGUAAUGGUUCUCUCAGUCUUAUUUGGUCUAACUCCAGUUCAUUGAUUGAUCUACAAUCACUCUUUUUCCUGAAACAUAUUCCGUUAACUGCUGAGGUAUCCUAUCUCCAUAACUUGAUCAUCAUCCGAUAGUGUGCUUGUAGUAUACUAGGUUAUGACUUAUGAGUAGAGGAUCUUAGCAUUUUAGAACACGCAACAUCUUAACUGAUUUUAGGAAUCAAUGUCUUGAGUUUUCUGAUUGUGUUGAGUUUUCUGCUUUAGCCUUUGCGGUGGCAUUUAUCCAGACAACCCUGGGGUUCAACGUAGUAACUAAAUGUUGCUAGAAACCGGCAACAAUCUUUUUAUUUCUUCUGCUUUUAGCUUUUUGUGGUCUGAUGGUUUUCGAAUAAAAGCCUUUAGAACGUGCCUAAGCAUCCCUUUGUAUCUAUCUCUACUUACCCGCUUAAUCCCAACAGUCUUUCAUCAAUGUCUUAAAGCAUCUUUAUUCUAUCAAUCAAAAGUUCAUUGAGGAUAUAUUCUUAGAAACAGAUAGAGUAUGUUGAUCCAUUUGGAAGGUUUUGCAAAAAAAAAAAACGUAUACGGUCAUUGUAGUAGUUGUAGAUUACGUUACGCAGCUGUAAAGUGCUUUUCAAUUUUAUUUUAUUUUGUAAUAUAAUGUGAUUUACU